This is a messenger RNA of Phalaenopsis equestris, 647 nucleotides long. RefSeq lists its product as uncharacterized. The transcript has 2 exons. NCBI's taxonomy places the organism in Eukaryota, Viridiplantae, Streptophyta, Magnoliopsida, Asparagales, Orchidaceae. Bases 109 to 408 code for a protein of 99 amino acids. Gene Ontology annotation, cellular component: mitochondrion. The record is from RefSeq and is a predicted model, not a curated record.
GCCUAUAAUUGUAGCCUUAUGGACCUUCAAUUGGGCUUGUACUGACUCUUUCAACGAAAGAAGAGAAGGAGGCGGAGGCGGCAGCUGAGUGGUGGCGCCGGAGCAACGAUGAGCCUGAAGAGCCUUCUCUGUUCGGCGGCUCUGCAGGGCGUUACGGAGGCACGUGCGAGGAUAUUCGGGCACGUGCUGAACCCGACGGGAAGGCGAGCGCCGCACAAGAUUCUACGUAAGAAGCUAAUCGGUGAUAAGAUCGUUCAGUGGUACCCUUACGACAUCAAGAAUGACGAUCCGCUCGUUUUGGCUCGGGAGGAGAAGGAGCGAUUGGCUAAGCUGGAAAUGCUGAAGCGCCGCGGAAAGGGCCCGCCGAAGAAGGGCCAGGGAAGGCGGGCUGUGAAGCGCAACAAGUAGUUAAAGAUAAUUCACACUUACCUUGUUACUAUAUCUCCUUUUUUCUUGCUUUUAUUGCUAGAAAUGUUUUGCAUUGUUUGGACAAAUAUUUAAUCUCCCCAUUCUUUCAUUAAAAUUAUAUGUGCUCUUUUAUGAGACGAUUAGAGCUCUGCAGCGCUGGAUGAAUGGAGGAAUUUGAACCCAUUUCAUGUAGUAAGAUCCACAAUUUACUAGUGACACUUCAGUCUUUCGUUCUAUAA